AUGCCCAUCUCUCGGGCUCUUUUUCUAAGCGUUCUACUUUCCCUUGCUUUUACAGCAUAUGCAGAAACGCAUUACCAUGAGUUCAAAGUUCAAGAACAAGCGGCCAGGAGGCUAUGUAGAAACCAUCGAAUAGUUACGGUUAACGGGCAAUUUCCAGGACCGACUCUCGUAGUACAAAAUGGGGAUAGUCUCGUUGUCAAAGUCACGAAUGCCGCACCUUACAACGUCACGAUGCACUGGCAUGGAGUACGUCAACUGCGAAACCCAUGGGCAGAUGGACCAGAAUAUGUGACCCAAUGCCCGAUCCGGCCUGGAGGAAGUUACACAUACAGGUUCACCAUAACAGACCAGGAGGGAACAUUAUGGUGGCAUGCUCAUAGCCGAUGGCUACGAUCUACGGUCUAUGGUGCACUCGUGAUCCGCCCUAAGUCGGGUUCUUCGUACCCUUUUCCAAACCCCAAAAUCGAGUUUCCUGUUGUUCUAGGCGAAUGGUGGGAUAGAAAGGUUAUCAGUGUCCUACGACAAGCGUUAUUCACUGGCGCAGCUCCGAACGUUUCAGAUGCUCUCACGAUUAACGGACAACCCGGUGAUCUUUWCAGAUGUUCUACCCAAGGUACUACGAAACUUUCGGUGAACAAAGGCGAUACGGUUCUUCUCAGAGUCAUUAACGCUGCACUCAAUCAACAACUCUUUUUCAGCGUGGCGAACCACAAACUAACCAUAGUCGCGACCGAUGCUGUUUACACCAAGCAAUUUACAACCAAUGUGAUCAUGGUUGGGCCUGGUCAAACCACGGACGUCCUCCUGACUGCUGAUCAGCAACCUGGGCGUUACUACAUGGCUGCACGAGCCUAUGCAAGUGCUAGAAAURCUCCAUUUGACAACACCACCACCACAGCUAUCUUAGAGUACAAAUCCACCACUUCUCAGCCAAUAUUACCACAACUUCCAGCCUACAACGACACCAACACAGUCACCGCAUUCUCGAACCAAUUAAAAAGUCUUGGUAAAGUAACGGUUCCUACUAAAAUAGACGAAAACCUUUUUUUCACAAUGGGAUUCGGGUUCUUUAACUGCACUCCUGGACCUAGAUGUCAAGGACCGAAUAACACACGGUUUGGAGCUAGUAUGAACAACGUGUCAUUUGUACUGCCAAACCGGGUAUCGUUACUUCAAGCUUAUACACAAAAGAUUCCGAAUAUCUACACACCCGACUUUCCGCCUGUACCACCUCUACAAUUCGAUUACACUGGCAAUGUUCCUCGUGGGCUGUGGCAACCAGUUAAGGGAACGAAACUUUACAAUCUCAAGUUCGGUUCUAACGUGCAGAUCGUGCUGCAAGAUACGUCCAUCUUCUCAACCGAAGAUCAUCCGGUUCAUCUCCAUGGUUAUCAUUUCUAUAUCGUUGGUCAAGGUUUUGGUAACUUCAAUCCUUCAAGUGAUCCUGCAAACUUCAAUCUCGUUGAUCCACCACAAAGGAAUACAAUCGACGUCCCAGUUGGGGGAUGGGCAGCCAUCAGAUUUGUAGCUGAUAAUCCAGGAGUUUGGCUGAUGCACUGUCACAUAGAUACACAUCUGGCAUGGGGUUUUGCAAUGGCUUUCAUCGUUGAAAAUGGAGUUGGGGAAUCUGAAACAUUACUGCCUCCUCCUUCUGAUCUACCUCAAUGUUAAGAUCAUUCAUUACACCAUUUCUAUGUUUGUGUGACGUCAUCAAGUGCUUCUGUUUAAUUUUUUUCCUCUCUUUUUCUUUCUUUCUUCUUUUGCUUAGCUAAUGGAGCAAAGUAUAUAGCAGUGUUCAUGGGUUUUAGGGUUCAUCAUAUCCUCUUAAUCCAUACAUUCUUGUGUGCAAGCAAAUAGAGAAUGAUUCAUCGAUCAGUUGAUCAUAUAUAUGUAGAAGUUGGUCAUGUGUUCUUCAGUUCUUGUACCUAUAAAAUACUAAAUGCUACAUCCAAUUGAGUUGUUGUUCU
Molecule: messenger RNA, 1967 nt
Organism: Cynara cardunculus var. scolymus (artichoke)
Lineage: Eukaryota; Viridiplantae; Streptophyta; Magnoliopsida; Asterales; Asteraceae
Product: laccase-3-like
Exons: 6
Coding region: 1-1671 (556 amino acids)
Biological process (GO): lignin catabolic process
Cellular component (GO): apoplast
Molecular function (GO): hydroquinone:oxygen oxidoreductase activity; copper ion binding
Source: RefSeq, a predicted model, not a curated record